AUGGCUGAGGAAGAUGAUAAUCCCCUUAUCAAGGCUCUUCCACCUGCCACCGACUAUCUCACCUACCUCACCCUCCUCGAAUAUCAACUGACGCCUGCCCGUCUCCCUACCCUCCACAGGCUUCUCCAGGAUGAGAACCUAACGACCAAUAUUGGCUGGGAUUUGGUGCAGUUGCUCCUGCCCUUGCUUCCGCAGUCUCAAGAAUGUCUGCAGGAUGUCGCUAGAUUGGGGAACCCGAGAGAGGUCAUUUUGCGAGUGUCGGACGCUCUCAUGCAAUUGCAACCGAUCAAUGAGGACGAGGACGAGGACGAGGCGCACGACGUUGGGGAUUUGAAUGCUCGGAUCCCCCUAAGCUCCACGGGAGGGAUAGAGACCAAGAUGGGAAAUGCCACGGUGGACGGCGAGUGCCUGUUCAAGGACGAGACUAGUCACCUUCCCCGACAUAUCUUGCAGUUUAACUCGUUGGUUGCGAUGCUCUCCGUCCUCCAUUCGCGUAUCCAGACAAGAUCGCCCAGUCGUUUUCUUGCUACUUCACUACAGGCUGCCUUAGAGGCUUAUACGUCGAUGCCGACUAAUGAGACCACCAUUGCGCUGCUGGAAUUCUUUCGAGACGUGUCGCCUUCCAAGAGACCUGCUCCACCACCGCGGGUAGCAAGCGAACCGAGAGUGUUACGGGUUGCGGAGGCUUCGGCCCCCGACCCGGAGGCGGAGACACAGUCCCCCAACCCAGGUCAGCACAAUGAGAAGAUGCUCGUUCGACGGUUUCUUCAAUUUGGGCUGAUCGAGCUUCUUAAAUCGUACCUGUUGAGUUUCUCGGACCCCACUGACCCCGGGAUGUCUUGGACCAUUCGAUUGCAAGAGAAGUUCCAUCCGGAGACAUGCUUGCCUGGCCGGUCAUCGAAAACCGCAGUAUACACCAAUGAUACGCAUCUGAAAGAAAGAGAUAUGAUCAUGGCGAAGAUAAUUGCAUUAUCCCGAGACUUUUGUCUUGAUGACAAUCAGCUUCACGGCAUUGUUUCCCAGACAGCUGAGAGUCUGCCGCCCCCGCUUGACUUCGACGAACCGCCGCGACAGGUGCAUGAGAUCCCGCUAGAACGGCAUGGAGCGCUGCUUCUACUGGCGGCGCGAGCGGCAAUGUCAGAGUUGUUUUCGUCCGGACAGUCGACCCCGAUGCCCAUCUUCCCUGACCUGGCGCGAGUAUUCUCCAACUUUGUGGGUGGAUACAACAUGCCGGAAGACGUCGCUUUUGGGCAGCCGGAGGUUCUCUUAGACUCCCUCCUGACAUUGACCGUGGUCUCCAUGCAGCGACCGAUCGGACUACCUGCCACCAGCAAGGAGUUUAGGGAGUUCGUCCUCUCAUUGGCGGCAUGCACAACACGGCAGAACUACAACACUGUUCGGCGGAUCCCGGGAGCCAUUGUCCACAGCCACUCGUCUCAUCUCGACCGGUUCAAGCUUAUCCGGUACAUCCUGGAGGAGCAGCAGUUCCAGGCCGUAAAAGGCGAUGCGAUUGGAUGGUUGAAGCAAGAAAUCCUCGCUGCAGCCGCACAUCCCAACGAAUCCAACCUUUUCCUUAGCCCACACUACUUUUCCGUCCUGUUCCCGCUGCUCUUUAAUUCCCCAACCCUCCUGAUGGACGUCUCCGAUAUCGUGGCGUCGUGGAUCAAAUUCUCGCAGAUGCUGGCGCCUUCCAUCCAUGCGGCUGUGAAUCUGUACUAUAUACUAGUGUCCUCACCGCAUUUGCGUGUCCAGCUCCAGCUGGAAAAGAUGUACAUCCCCUUCCGCGACCAGUUCGUCAAGCCACUACGGUCCAUCCUGCGCGCCUUUGAAGGGGACCUGACAAGGAUGGGUGGUGAUGGGCACAUCGAAGCCGGCGUCGGCCAGGAUAUCUGUGAGAUGGGGAUGGCACGGUCUGUAGGCAUGGUCUCGCAUGCGCUGGAGCAGGUUGAGAAUGUGGUCAGCGAGGUAUUCGUCGGGGCUGAUACGGAGUUCCCGCAGCCAAGUGCUGAUGAUAUUGCUCGUGUGGAUCGCAUCCGCAAGGAUACGGAAACCUAG
Aspergillus tanneri is the source of this 2055-nucleotide messenger RNA. RefSeq lists its product as uncharacterized. NCBI's taxonomy places the organism in Eukaryota, Fungi, Ascomycota, Eurotiomycetes, Eurotiales, Aspergillaceae. Gene Ontology annotation, cellular component: cytoplasm. Gene Ontology annotation, biological process: cellular response to oxidative stress. The record is from RefSeq and is a predicted model, not a curated record. The coding region runs from base 1 to 2055 and encodes 684 amino acids. The transcript is spliced from 2 exons.